AUGGAGAUGGAGGAGGAAGCGUUCUUUGACUCGCGAGAGGAGCUCACGGCGUCGCCGUGGUCGGGAAGCCUCGACAGUGUGUGCCAGAGGAGGGAGCGGUUCGUGAGAAGCAUGGGCCUAGAGUGCUGCCCGGCUCCCCUGCAGGCCGAUGCUGUGGCCACUGUGGGCGAUGUCGAGAAGGAGGAGGAGGCUGUGCCGGAAUUUGGGAGAUUGUGGUCGCAGUCGGAUGAGAAUGACUGCUCCAUGUCGAGUUGGUCCACGGAGGAGACGGGGAGCUCAGUGGAUGGUGUCUCGGAUGACAAUUCUGUCAGUGGAUCCAGCCGGGAUGAUGCUAGUAGCAAGGUGGGCAGGAGUUUCAGUUCACUGUCCUUCAUCCAGAGGCUCAUGAGCCGCAGUGGUAAGAUUUCUGGUGUUCCCAAGUCGAUCGAGAGGAGGAGAAACGGAUGGCUUCGGAGGCUGGGCUCGAGGGCUGGUAUCCUCGAUCAUGGAGGCGAUGAAGCUAGCACCAGCUCCUCAGAGAGUGAGCAAAACAGGGGUGGAAGGUAUGAAAGGGUCAAGGUCCGUUGCUACAGGAAGCGGUCGAAAGAAUUGUCAGCAGUUUUUCAAGGCCAAGUCAUCAAGGGCCAUUUUGGGGCCAUCCUGACUAUGAAGUUUAGUCCGGAUGGGCAGUUUCUUGCAAGUGGAGGCGAAGAUGGAGUUGUCAGGGCCUGGGGUGUCACGCAGUCUGAGGACUGCAAAAUUCCCAUGGAUGAUCCUUCAUGUGUUUACCUCAAAGCUCAUCGCCAGAGUGGCUUGGCUCCUGUUGAUUCUGACAAUGAGAAGAAGUGCAAAGUCAAGGGCGUGAAGCAAUCUGCAGAUUCUGCUUGUGUUGUGAUUCCAACAAUGGUGUUCCAGAUCUCAGAGGAACCAUUGCAUGAGUUCCGUGGUCACUCUGGUGAUGUACUGAAUCUGUCAUGGUCUAACAACAAGCGUCUACUGUCAGCAUCAACAGACAAAACUGUUCGCUUGUGGGAAAUUGGAUCUGCAAACUGCAUCACUGUUUUUCCACACAGCAACUUUGUGACUUGUGUCCAGUUCAAUCCAGCCAAUGAGAAUCGAUUCAUCAGUGGAUCAAUAGAUGGCAAAAUCCGUGUAUGGGAUAUUCCCAGAUGCAGUGUCAUUGAUUGGGUGGAUAUUAGAGACAUAAUAACAGCGGUUUGCUAUCGACCUGAUGGAAAGGGAGCAGUGGUUGGAACCAUUACCGGAAAUUGUCGAUUUUAUGACGCAUCAGAUAAUCUGCUGAGGUUCGAGACACAAAUUGCACUCAGUGGCAAGAAGAAGAAGUCUUCUCUUAAAAGAAUUACUGCUUUUGAGUUCUCCCCAAGCAACCCAAGUAAAUUAAUGGUUACCUCUGCUGACUCGAAGAUCAAAAUUCUUGAUGGAACCAUUGUGACUCAGAAUUAUAGUGGACUCCGAACUGGCUCUUGCCAGUCAUUGGCAACAUUCACUCCUGAUGGGCAGCAUAUAGUUUCUGCUAGUGAAGACUCCAAUAUUUAUGUAUGGAACCAUGAAAACCAAGAUGAGCCUUCACUGAAACAUGCAAAAACCAUAUGGUCCUCAGAGCGUUUCCACUCCAACAAUGCAGCCAUCGCAAUACCAUGGAAUGGCCAAAAACCCAGAAACCCAUUCCCUUUGGCCUCUCAAAUUUUGUCACCACAAGGAGAUAACUUCUGGUGCAUGAGUAAGGCUGUUAAGUGCAGUUCAAGUCGCAGUGAAGAUUCUGCUAUUAAUAGUUUUGUGUCAAGAUUUGCUCCUGGUAUUUUCAAUUUGAAUCAGGAGUUCUCUGAGUCCACUUGCAGAAGUUCAGCAACCUGGCCAGAGGAAAUUCUGCCUUCUCACUCAAUUCGUGCAAUUUUGGAUGAGUCACAGUACAAGUUCCUAAGGAACUGUUUCCAGACCACACCAAACUCCUGGGGUCAAGUGAUAGUUACUGCAGGAUGGGACGGCAAGAUUAGGUCGUUCCAGAAUUAUGGCUUAUCAGCGCAUCAGUGA
Molecule: messenger RNA, 2031 nt
Organism: Miscanthus lutarioriparius
Lineage: Eukaryota; Viridiplantae; Streptophyta; Magnoliopsida; Poales; Poaceae
Source: the annotation of a GenBank genome assembly